GCAGAGUGGGAAAGGACAAGCACCACCACCUUAUAACUGCAUCAUAAAAAUAGCACCCUUUCAAAAUAUAAUUAACCAAAUUGGGUAUAACGAACUGAAGUUAAAUCUAGUACCAUAUAUACAGGCCACCUCUAUAGUGAAAUUGGAAAAAAUAUAAAAAAGGAAAAGGAAAAGCUAUAUAAGAGAAAGAAGUAGGAAACGCCAUCGCCCAUCGCUCUCUUCCCCAUAAAAACCUUCCCAUCGCCCCACUCAGUUUUUGUCCCCAUGGCUUCGCCAUUACAAGCCCUCGCGGUUUCAUUGUUGCUGCUAAUUGCAGUACUGCCUCAUAAUGCCAAUGCAUGGAAAAGGGGAGGUCAUCAUCACCAUGCAGAGCGAGCGACUUUGCUCAAGCACCAUAGGCCCAAGUUCAAGCCCGGCCCCUGGAAGCAGGCUAGUGCAACCUUCUACGAAGGCGGCUCGGGAACAUUCGGGGGAGCUUGUGGAUACGAAGACGUGGUGAAAGAAGGGUAUGGGCUCGACAGUACAGCAGCACUAAGCUCAGUUCUGUUCAAUAAUGGUCAGACAUGCGGAGCUUGUUAUGAAAUAAAAUGUUGGAAUGACCCUCAAUGGUGCAAUCUAGGUCGCCCUUCUCUCUUCGUCACUGCCACCAACCACUGCCCUCCUAACUACUAUCAAGCAAAUGACAAUGGAGGCUGGUGCAACCCUCCUCGUGAGCAUUUUGAUCUUGCAAAGCCUGCUUUCCUCAAGAUUGUGCAGUCUUACACGGCUGGCAUCAUUCCUGUCCAAUACCGCAGGGUUCCAUGCCGGAAGCAAGGAGGCAUUCGUUUCACCAUAACGGGGAAUCCAUAUUUCAACCAAGUAUUAGUAUGGAAUGUGGGGGGUGCUGGAGAUGUGUCGAGCUUGCAAGUGAAGGGUAGCAAGAAGCUUAAAUGGACAUUAAUGAAACGGGGUUGGGGACAGAAGUGGCAAACCGAUGCAAUGAUGGUAGGGGAAUCACUCACCUUCAGGGUUAGAGCAAGUGAUGGUAGAUACUCGACCUCUUGGCACAUUGCCCCCAAGACAUGGCAGUUCGGUCAGACUUUCGAAGGCAAAAACUUCAGGUAGCUAGCUACCAUGCAAGCGUGCAUUCAUAUAUAUAUAUAUAUAUAUAUAACUCUAUUGAUUAUAUAUUAAACCUCCUCUCCUCUCCUAAUGAUCUCAAUCGCUAGCUAGCUAGCUAGCUACAUGCUACUACUCUUGUCUAGAUGAUCUGCAGCUCAAUCUUCUUGCUUGCUUUAACUUGAUCAGUCUUUGAGACCACAUAUUGUAUGUAUGUUGUUGUCAUGUAUAUCACUUUGAAAAGGACGGCUAGCAAUGGACGGUGCUACUCCCACAGAAGGAGUCCACCUUAUAGACAAGUUUAAUUUUA
Molecule: messenger RNA, 1408 nt
Organism: Carya illinoinensis
Lineage: Eukaryota; Viridiplantae; Streptophyta; Magnoliopsida; Fagales; Juglandaceae
Product: expansin-A4-like
Exons: 3
Coding region: 265-1104 (279 amino acids)
Biological process (GO): plant-type cell wall organization
Cellular component (GO): extracellular region
Source: RefSeq, a predicted model, not a curated record